Messenger RNA from Archocentrus centrarchus (flier cichlid), 12106 nucleotides. It is a transcript of the gene znf462, whose product is annotated as zinc finger protein 462. Gene Ontology annotation, cellular component: nucleus. Gene Ontology annotation, biological process: regulation of gene expression. The record is from RefSeq and is a predicted model, not a curated record. NCBI's taxonomy places the organism in Eukaryota, Metazoa, Chordata, Actinopteri, Cichliformes, Cichlidae.
AUCCUGCUGAUGCUCCCUCGUCUCAUCGUAAACUCUUGUGCACCCUCUGGUGCUUGCUAGUCUCCCAAACUUCUUUGUGUAGCCUGCUUUGCAGAUUGUCUUCCUUGUCUGUGUGGUUGCUCAUUAUUCAGAGACAGACGGAUCUCAGGUCAUCUGCAGCUGCAGCAAAGGAGAAGCAGGAAAGAUGGCGAUCAUCCAUUAGACCGACCGGGCGCACGCAUGAAAUACGAGGACAACUUUUGGGAGGAUCGCUUGAGGAGAAGAUUGUACCAGUUUCCCUGAUUUUCCAGGGAGUUCUCCCUAGUUUCAAUAAUGGAGGUACUGCAAUGUGAUGGCUGUGACUUCCGUGCUGAGUCAUAUGAUGACUUGAAGACUCACAUACAGGAAGUACACACUGUUUUCCUGCAGCCUGCAGAUGCAGAUGAGUCUGAUUCUCUGAAAGAUGAGGAUGAAGACGAGGAGGAAGAAGAGGACUAUGAGGAUAAAGAUGACAAGGAUUAUACGCCUCCUAAAUCUGGAAUGAGCCCCAACUCUACUGAUCGUCCCAACCAAACACCCCAAAAGCAGACGGCUGAAACUCAUCUGCAGUUUUACCAGUGCAAGUUCUGUGUCCGUUACUUCAGAUCAAAGUCAUUCUUAAGGAACCACACCAAAAAGGUGCACAAUGUCGUAGAGGGAGAUUCAGAUGCGGGUGUCUCCUCACAGACUGCUAAGCAGCCCGGCUACACUGUUAUAAUGCACAAUGACCAUUCAAAAGUGUAUUCCUGUCAGUAUUGCACGUAUAAGUCUCCACGGAAAGCAAGGAUAAUGAAACACCAACUAAUGUAUCACAGCAAAGUUCCCUCCGAUAGUGCUGGAGAUCCCCCAGAGUACGAUGAGAGCGGUGAGAAAUCGGACUCAGCUAGUGGGCUCACGAAGGGAACAUUUGCCUGCGAAUGGUGUGACUAUCAGACUGACGAGAAGGACACCUGGACUAGUCACGUGGUGAAGGAACACAGUGACAAGGUCAAGAUAGUUUCUUGCAUUUCAGAGGUGGAUGAGGAGACAACUGCAAGCUCCCCCAAACCAGAUUCUCCCUCCUCUUCUCAUGCUAAUGUUAGCAGAAAAGAGGAUUCUGCAACAAAAACACCAGAAGACACCUUGGAGAAGUCCAUCGCAGAGAUCUCAUCCUUUCAAUAUGUACAGAUAAGUGCAGUUACGCCCAACAGCACAGGUUCUUCUAUCUUAUCCAAGAGGUUUGCAUCAUCCGAUGUCUCCAACAGUGCGAUAGAUAUGGAAGCCAACCUGCUCAAUGAGGAAGACUCAAGGAGCAGCUUGGAGGACAAUGACGAUGAUGAAGAGUUGGGUGAUAUAGAUGAUCCCAGCUACACUGGAACCUUGUCUGCAGAUGCAAAGCAGCUAUUAACAGAUGAGGAUAAUAAAUUAUUGGAAACUAAAGGAAUUCCUUUCAGAAAGUACAUGAACCGAUUUCAGUGCCCCUUCUGCUCCUUCCUCACCAUGCACAGGCGGAGCAUCUCCCGCCACAUUGAAAAUAUCCACCUUUCUGGCAAAGCCACAGUGUAUAAAUGCGAUGAAUGCCCGUUUAUUUGCACCAGCCCUCUGAAAUUAGGCACGCACAAACAGAGCCACAGUUUUUCUGAUUUAGAGACCUUGGACUUGACAGGUGAUAGUCCAGAACCUCAGAACGACAAUACAGCAGAGUCAGUUAAUGAGGGUAACGCAAGUUCCAAAGUCAAUGGGAAAAAGACAACCAGCACAUCAAACGACCAGCAGAACCCUCAUCGAUGCACACUCUGCAGCUUCUCUACCACCACUCUGAAAGGUCUGAGGGUCCACCAGCAGCAUAAGCAUUCCUACUGUGAUGACCUCGAUUCCACUGUCUUUGAAGCCCAGCUGUCUGACCAGCCAGACUCUGAAGUGGAUGCUUCUCCAAUCUUUCUACAAAAACCCAGACCCCCUUUUAGGACUUGCACCAAAAAGCCCUUAGUAACAGGGAAAAGAGCCAGGAAGUCCAUUAAUGACUUGCCUUUGGAUUUGUCCUCGGAAAAGAGAACCAGAAUUGAUGAAAUUGCCAGUAACCUUCAAAGUAAGAUAAGCCAAAGCCAGCAGGACACAGUCAUUAAUCUGGAUGACAUGGAUGAUGAAGACGCAGGAGAAAAUCAUGCCAGCGCUGAUGAGGGGAGGAACAAUGAAAACAACAACCCUGUCUUUGCGUACAACACACAGCAGCUUUAUGCAAGAGACUCUGCCAGCUCUAAUGAGGGCGGCAGAAUAGGGAAAAGAAAAAGCAACCCUAGGUCCAAGCCUAGAAACAUUCCCAUAUCACUGACUCUCUCGGAUGAUAGUGAAAAUAUCUCUGCUGAUGCCAGUGACAGUACUGUCCAAGAGAACAUGGAAUAUUCAGAGGAUCCUGGAAUUACACGUUUCUACUGUAAACACUGUGAUUACCACAAUAAGUCAGCUCGUAGUGUCAGCACCCAUUACCAGAGGAUGCACCCCUACAUCAAGUUCAGCUUUAAGUACAUCCUGGACCCUGAAGACCAGAGUGCAGUCUUUCGCUGCUUAGAGUGCUACAUCGAAUACACAAAUUACAAUGAUCUGCACCAACACUACAUGGAUCACCACCCUGAAGCAAGCAAUGUGCUCAACUUCAACCAACCGCAUCUCUUAUACAUGUGCCGAUUUUGUUCCUACACGAGCCCCAAUGUGAGGAGCCUAAUGCCCCAUUACCAAAGAAUGCACCCCACCGUGAAAAUCAACAAUGCCAUGAUCUUUUCCAGCUAUAUUGUGGAGCAGUCCCACAAAUCCAGUGAAUCGCAAACUAGGGAAAUACUAAAUUCGGGCCCCAAAUUUAACUCCCCCACUUCAAUGCCCAGGUCCACCUCAAGUCCAGUGCAGAAAGCAGUUUCCAAGUCUCCCGAAGCUAGCGCUGAGGCAGAACCUCUCAAAGAAGGCAGCAAUGUUGUUGUCUAUGAUUGUGACGUGUGUUCCUUUGCAAGCCCCAAUAUGCACUCUGUUUUGGUCCACUACCAGAAAAAACACCCAGAGCAAAAGGCGUCUUAUUUCCGUAUACAGAAAACCAUGAAGGUCAUCUCAGUGGAUCAGUCGCAGCCUGUAGCCAACUCUUCAUUUAACACCAGCAUAUCUGCAACUCCAAAACAGUCGAGUGCAGCAGUUUAUGGAUCAGAUGAAGAAAUGUACUAUUGUAAACACUGCGUGUACAGCAACAGAUCUGUUGUCGGUGUAUUGGUCCAUUAUCAGAAAAGGCAUCCAGAGGUGAAAGUGACAGCAAAAUAUAUCAAACACGGUGCUCCCACCCCCGGAUUGAUGAAACUCAUGGAUGAACUGCAAAUUGCAGCUCCCAAGCAGUUUAUGAAGCAGUUUCAAAAUAAUGGUCACGAUGGAUCUAAUAACUCGAGUCCUAAACCAGGAAGUGGUGAAAAAGGUGAGGAUGAGCUCUUCUUUUGUCAGCACUGUGAUUAUGGCAACCGCACUGUAAAAGGCGUGCUUAUUCAUUACCAGAAAAAGCACAGGGAAACCAAGGCCAAUGCUGACCUCGUGCGCCGUCACACCGCAGUUGUCCGGAGUCAACGUGAGCGCGCGCAGAUGGUUCAGUCCAGCAGUGCCUCUUCUGCCACGGUCCCAGCUCCUCCAGACCCUGAAAACACUACACCUUUGCGUUCCCUGAAGUGCAGGCACUGUUCCUACACAUCCCCCUAUGUCUAUGCUCUCAAGAAGCACCUGAAGAAAGAGCACCCUGCUAUGAAAGCCACAGCCAUGACAAUUUUACAUUGGGCUUAUCAAGAUGGCAUCUUAGAGGCUGGCUACCACUGCGAGUGGUGCAUUUACUCCCAUGCUGAACCCCAAGGACUGUUGCUCCAUUACCAAAGACGCCACCCCGAACAUAAUGUUGAUUACACAUACAUGGCCAGCAAGCUGUGGGCUGGUCCUGAAACCACCCAACAAGGGGGCAAUGCAGAAACGAAACAUUACAAAUGUAGAGACUGUGCCUUUGAGGCUUGUACAAUAUGGGACAUCACCAAUCACUAUCAGGCAGUCCACCCCUGGGCUAUCAAAGGGGAUGAAUCUGUGCUUUUGGAUAUAAUCAAAGGGAACGGCUCAGCUGACAAAACCCACCAGCAGGUUUCCAAAGAACAGGUACCUCUGAAUUGCCAGACUGUUGAAGAUGAUGGCGCAUUGGUUAUUGCCACCCCACCUCAAGAAAGCAAUCCCCAGCCUCACCACCCACGCCUUUCCAUCUCUAAUAAUCCUUAUCAGUGUACUGUAUGUCUGUCAGAGUACAAUAGUCUCCACGGCCUCCUCACUCACUAUGGAAAGAAGCACCCAGGCAUGAAAGUGAAAGCUGCAGAUUUUGCACAGGAGGCAGACCUCAACCCCAGUUCUGUCUAUAAAUGCCGUCACUGUCCGUAUGUAAACUCCCGCAUCCACGGAGUCCUUACCCACUAUCAGAAGAGACACCCAUUGGUCAAAGUCACUGCGGAAGACUUUGCAGAUGAUAUAGAGCAUAUCACUGAGUUGCAUGAAGGGGAUGACAAGUUCAAAACUCAAAGGCAGGGCUAUGGUGCAUACAGAUGCAAAAUGUGCCCAUACACCCAUGGGACUCUGGAGAAACUCAAAAUCCAUUAUGAGAAAUAUCACAAUCAGUCUGCUUCCGAUAUGUUCUCUGCCUCUCUGACUAAUUUUUCUUCUAGUAAAGAAAUCGAGGCAGUAGGCGAGUGCAGUGCUAGUAAUAUAUCAAGUGGAGCAAAAGUCCAGGAGGUCAGUGAGUUGGACCUUGCCCUCUCUCAGUUACCCAUCAAUAAGACAGAAAAACAUGCUGUAUUCAAGUGUCAGCUCUGCAAAUACUUCUGCUCCACCAGGAAGGGCAUCGCUCGCCACUACCGUAUCAAGCACAACAACGUCCGUGCUCAGCCAGAGGGUAAAAAUAACGUUUUCAAAUGUGCUCUGUGCUCGUACACGAACCCUAUACGCAAAGGCCUGGCAGCACACUACCAGAAGAGGCAUGAUAUCGAUGCCUAUUAUACACAUUGUUUGGCUGCUUCAAAGACUAUGAAUGAGAAGGUGAACAAAGUGAUGGCACCUCCGCCAACAGAAGGGGACAAUUCAGAAAUGAGUGAAGACUUGCGAUUGGCUGUGGAGAGACGGCGGUGCUCUCUUUGCCCCUUUCAGGCCUUCAGCAGGAAGAGCAUUGUCUCACACUACAUUAAACGCCACCCGGGUGUGUUCCCCAAGAAGCAGCAUUCAAGCAAACUUGGUCGCUACUUUACUGUUAUUUAUGCCAAAGAACCCGAAAAGACUGCUGUAAGUGCAUCAGGAGAGGACGAUAAGGAAGUGAUAGAGGUCCCACUCGAACCUGAGCAGGAUGGAGAUGUGGACUGGCUGCCAUUCAAGUGUCUAAAAUGCUUCCGGUUGUCUUUUAGCACAGGCGAACUGCUCUCUAUGCACUACAACAACCACCACAGCAAUGACUUGAAGAGGGACUUUGUGGUAUCGCCCGGUCCCGGGGAUGAGGAUUCUGAGUUAUAUCAGUGUUCUCACUGUGAGCUGAAGUUCCUAGCUCUCCCUGUUCUUGCUAAACAUCUCCUGAAUCACAAUGAGGAGUUUCAGAAAAGGGCGAUGAGGCACGAGAGAAGGAGGCAGCUUCUCAGCAAGCAGAAAGCCACAGAGCUGCCUGAGAGCAAACAAGAGAAGGAGAGUCCUGUAAAUAAAGCUCCCAUAGGAUUCAGGUGCAACUUCUGUGUAGAGAUACAUCCCACCCUCCGAGCUAUCUGCAACCACCUUAGGAAACAUGUCCAGUAUGGUGAGGUCAAAGAGGGACAUGUCAAGCAGGAAGUCAGCGAAGUCCCCCUGAUCCUGCCUUCAGAGAGCCUAACUAAUGGCAACAUGGAGGGGGAUGAAGCCGCUGAAGUCGAUGGCCUGGAAAGACCUGGAGCUACACCCAAAGAUUCAGAUGAUGUCGCCGUUAAUGUGGAGAACCUGGAUCCUGAGGCAGAUGCUGUCGAAGGAAGGGCAGCGGCUUUGGUGGCUGCAGCUAGGGCCAUAGUAUCGGAGGGCCAGCUGAAGCAGCGGCUGGCAGCAGGGGGUCACCCAUGUGCCCAGUGCGACCGAGUCUUCAUGUCCAUGCAGGGACUGAGGUCCCAUGAGAGGAGCCACUCAGCCAUGGCACUGUUCAGCAAAGAAGACAAGUACAGCUGUCAGUAUUGCCAGUUUGUCUCGCCCUUCAGACACAAUCUGGACCGACAUGUGCAGUCUCACCACGGGCACCAUAAGCCCUUCAGGUGUAAGCUCUGCCCCUUUAAAUCUGCCUACGUGAGCCGCUUGAAGAGCCACCUGCAUAAAGCGCACACAGGUGAACAGCACACAUACAAGUGCUUGUCGUGCCCCUUCUCUUCUAUGACCAUCAGCCAGCUGAAGGAGCACUCUCUGAGAGACCACGGUGAGGCCUUGACCCUUCCCAAACUCCGAGCAGCUACCCAGGCUGCGCAUGCCACCCUGAGGCCCUCCCGACCGGCCGGUAAUGCAGAACAGACUCCCAUGGCACCUGAUGAUCCAUCAUACCUGGAGCCAGCAGAUGUUCGUCAGCAGCUUAGUCAUUACCAGCUGGCCUCCCGCAGUCACAUGUCUUCCAGCUCGGCACCUGGUGGCUCAACAGUGGCCGACAAUCGUCCUGACAAUAUCCUCACAUGCGAGUUCUGUGAGUUCAGCUCUGGAUACAUGCAGAGUCUGCGCCGUCACUACAGGGACCGCCACGGUGGCAAGAAGCUCUUCAAAUGCAAAGACUGUUCCUUUUUCACCUGCUACAAGAAUACCUUCACCAUGCACGUGGAGGCAGGUCACAACAACAACGCACCGGAGGACCUCCCUAAAGACCUGCGCUGCCCUCUCUGCCUCUACCACACCAAACACAAGAGCAGUAUGAUUGACCACAUUGUUCUGCACAGAGAAGAGCGCGUGGCUCCAUUGGAGGUCAGCCGCUCCAAGCUGUCACGUCACCUUCAGGGCCUGGUAUUCCGUUGUCACAAAUGCACCUUCACAUGCUCCAGUGACCAGGCCCUGCAGCUGCACCUGCAAAAGCAUGCUGAGAUCAAGCCCUACCAGUGCCAGCUCUGCUAUUAUGACAGCAAUAGAAGGAGCCAGCUAGAGGAGCAUCUACGCCUUGAGCACAAGGUUAUCCGGAACUUUGAACUGAUGGGCCGGGUCAACCUGGACCAGCUGGAGAUAAUAAAGGAUCAAGGCAGCAGCGCCGAGGAGGAAGAGGAGAGAGAAAUUAUGGAGAUGGUGGUAGAUGGAAAAGUGGCUCUGGAGGAGGAGGAGGACGAUAAUGAUGAAGGAAUGGAAAUUAUGGAGAACAUGGUGGAGGACCACAUAGAGAUGGAUGAUGAGGAGAUGGAGGAAAACCUCAAAGAGGAAGACGAUGACGUGGAAGAAGUAGAAGAGGUGGAGGACGAGGAAGAGGAGGAGGAAGAAGAGGAAGUUAAGGGGGUGGGGGAAGAGAAGCCUGCCUCUCAAGAAGUCCUUGCAUCUCCCAUCAGCAGCAGCAGCAGCAGCAACAGCUCUGGGCCAGGCAGUGCGGAGAAGCGUCUUCCCUGCGAGUUCUGUGGCCGCUGCUUUACAAACAGCCUUGAAUGGGAACGACACGUCCUUCGACAUGGCAUGAUGGUUAACAACAGUCGGCUGGACACCAGCACCACUUCAGCAAUAGAGGCCUCAGCUUCAUCUUCCACUGGCUCCUCUGUGUUGGAAGACACAAGACUGGACCUGUACAGCAACAGAAAAGAGGAAGGGAACCCUGCUGAUCUAUCUUUGACAAGUCAAAGCCAGUAUGUGGAAGACAAAGAAAUGCUUGACACCAAAAAGGAUCAACAGUUUGGCUAAAGCGAUUGUGGCCUCUUGGGAUACUGUGCUAGAAAGUGAUAACAUUGGAUAGGAUCAAAAUUGAGUAGUGGGAUCAGAAAAUAAGAUGUCAAAGGAAACAAAAGGUUGAAACUUAAAAAAAAAAAAAAAAAAAAAAAAAAAAAAUUUGACUUUUUAUGAGUUGGUGCAUUAUUAGAUUUUAGAUGUUACAUAUAUAAGUAUUAGGUUGUGCUGCAUAAAACGGCUGAGCUCUUUAAAUGGGCGGUCCCCUAGGACAGAUCUUAAUAUAUUGGUAACCAAUAGUGAACAGAACUCUUUAUUGCUGACAUUCUGGUCAAAUCCACAGUAAAAGUUCCCACCUAGAUAAAACUCCACUAUUUAUAAAGAAUGUUGUCCAAAAUGACGAACUAAAUUUAGCAUUUUAUUAUUUGAAGCACCUUUCACACUCCUCCCUGCUCAUUCAAAACGGUGGUACUGAAAAUUUACCUAAAACAAACAAGGAAGGUAUGAAAGCAUUUACAGCCAUGGCCGACUGUAGACCUAGCUUUUCUUAUAUUUAAUCAAAAUUUGAGACUUUUUUUUUUUUUUUUUCCCAUCUUACCCUUCCGUUAAAUGUGUGGAAGUAUUCCCUGAGAAAGAGUGGCACCUUAUGUAUUUUAGUAAAAUUACAAAUCCUGUUCUUUCUCUUUACAAAUUGUCCCAGUGUUUGAUGCGAAUUGCUAACAUUUUUUUGGUCCCUUUAAUAUUAUACUAUGUAUAAAUCUUCGGCCUGUGGCACCCUUUGCAUUUUACCUGUACCGUUUUAUUGUCCAGUAAUUUCACUGUUGAAAUCAUAGAAAUAAUGGGAUCAGUUUAAAUCUCCCGUAAGAUCUUUGGCUGUGAACAAUAUUGCAAUUUUCCUUUGCACUCAACAGAUUCCACAUGACUCCUUCACAGUCAGCUGAUUUUUUUUUUUUUUUUUUUUUAAUUUUAGAAUUUUAAUGAGCCAUGUAACAUUUUACCUUCACACUUUGAGUUACAGGCCCUACAAGUACAUUUUGAUGGUUGCAGUUACCACUUUUUAAUUCAAAUCAGUCUUUUUGAGCCUCCAUAACCUGUAAAGUACAGGAGAUGGUCACAUGCAAUUUUUAGUGCUGAAAAACACAUUUAUAGCAUAAGAAAGCUUUGAAAAUAUUUUUACCUAUAUUUUCAUACCAUGUUCAUCUUCUAGCCAUGAUUUUCAUAGUAUGAAGGUAAAUUUUUGCAUGUCUUCAUUGACUACACUAAAUUUAUUUUACCAAAAAAAAAAAAAAAAUGUUGACUCUGAGGUGGAAGCAACUCCAAAUUUCUCCAAAUGGAAUGACCCAGUAAUACGUUUAACGUGUCAUGACCUUCCCUGCAUCCGUUAAGGAUUACCCUGGACUGUAUCUACCGGUUUCACGACUAAUGGCAACUUUUUCGAGAGACAAAGAUUACACUUGUCUUUUCAAUGCAAAAUGUGUAAUCAGGUGCGCCUGAGUCCCGCUCUGUCCUCACCCUCUGAGGAGGUCCCUCGCCUCACAGAGAUCCAGACGUUAUAACCAUAGUGGAGUGGUCUGGUUCACUGGAUUACACUGUGCACAGGAAUCGGACCACGCUAUGUUCACAACAAGUGUCAACCACCACAGCUGUGUUUCAAAACCAGUGCACAAGUGCCUUAAAAUGCAGCUCCCCUAAUGGCCGCUACAUGGCUUUAACUGCUUUAACGGUAACAAGGAAUACACCAAACGUCCCCCUCAAAAAAACAAAGUUGUGUGUUUUCCACAAGAAUUUGCUCCAUAUUUAUCUAUUCCAAGGUGUGCCUUAGUGGCAAUAAUUAAGAUCAGAUUGAAUCAAGUUAAAUUCAUCUAUAUUAUAAUUGCACAGAGCAAGAACCAGAAAAGUCAAAUGUGAUUUGUCAUCUAGUGCAAAGAUAUUGAGACUUUUAGCGCAGUAGGAUUACCAAAAAAACAAAACAAAAAAAAAAAAACUACUCUAAUCAGCUUACUGUAGUUUUAGGCCACGCAAAUGUAUACUGUAGUUUAUUUGCCAAAAUAUCAAUCUCUGAGCUUUCUCUUGACCCCCUGAUCCACAUUAAGCACGUGGAAUUUCAUUAGUUAUGCUCACAGCAUUGAGAGAGUUUGAUGAGGAGGAUGGUGUAUAUAGAAAGAAAAGCUGCUUUUGGUUAUUUUUAAUGUUCUGAGCAUCACAAAUGAUAUUCCAGGCUUAAUCGAGUGUGUUUGGCAUUUGUUCCUUUGAAAGAUGUCUAGACCUUUCACUGUCACCUCUGUUGAUCACAUUAUCUAAAGGCUGCUCUACACUGUCCGAUUUGUAUUGGCUUGAGCAUUCAGAUAUAGGCUUUAAAAUGUCUCUUCAGAAACAUGACUGAGGCUAAGGGAAAGGCCGUGUUUUGCUGUAGUCUCUGGUCCAGUUAUAACAUAAAGAUAUACACUGAAAAGACAAGUGUAACCCGAGCAGGAAGCUCUAAAAACAUAUAUAUAUAGGAAAAAUAUAUAGGAAAAAUAUGAGAUAAUGGGACUUUAUGUUAAGGAUUGACUGUUUUAAAGGUUCAAAUUCCCUCAUCUUAAAGAAAAAGAGAAAAUUCUUUUAAUGUUUCGACACCCCUGUCAUUGUCUGCAUUUGUGUGCUUCUUGUUAGAUAAAGUUGUUAUAUUAUUGUUGAUAUUGACAAAAGGCAGAGAUUGUAUUUGUUGGAAGCUGCUGCUUGAACGCCCUAAAGCCUUAUGAGAAGUGAAUAGCAAUGAAGUCAAAUUUGCAUCCAACUCCAAUAAGACCAGCAAGAACAAUUAAACAGUCUGGAGAAGAGAAAAAAAAAUGGUAAAUAACUUCAAUAUUAAGAGGAACACAAAUAAAGCAAUUGUGUUCUUGGUACCAAAAUAUUUGCCACGCCUGAUGUGUUUGCUGCUGGAAAUGUCUUUCAUAAGCAUCGAUCUGUUGACAGAAAUGGGAAAUCUGGGACUGGACCAUAGAAAUGUUCUAUGAGUCGAACUUGGACGAAGUACAUGUUUGCAGCCAUGUAUAGACAACAAAACUACUUGUUAAGUGUUUGAACUGUGGUGUUUCAGAAAGGAUAACUUAACCGUUUUUUUUCUUUAAGUGUUCACAUUUUUUUUUUUUUUUUUUUUAAAAAGGAAGGAAAAAAAAAAGAAAUCUAAAGAUCAUAGCUAACCCUGAGGGGCUUUGAAUCCCCAAUCCAACAUUAUUAUGCUGUUGUGCAAUGUCUGGUUCCAAUGGAAACGCAUCCCUUUUUUGUAUCGUAAUGGGAAUGAGCAGAUAGGAAGCACAGUGUGGUUGUACAAUAUUAAGCAUAAAGGAAAUUCACUCAGUUCUCUUCUAAUUCAUGGCCAGGGCUUUUAUUGGUGAGGAAGAAAAAUACAGUUAAGGAAGCGCCGAGUAAACAAUAGUUCCUUUGGGAGCAUUUACCUAAACUGCUCGGUCCUUUUCUGGGCUUGACCAUCAUCACCGUCUGGGUUCCUAGAGAGCCUCUUGAUCCCUCUAAGAUUUAGCUCAUUCUUGUCCAAUCCAAAAUCAGAUACACCAGUAUCUUCUGUCCAUGACAAGUAGGGGCAUCAGCUCACUUAUUCCAAGUGUACCUGUCUACCGUCUACCCACUCAACGAUAGUUGGGACUCUGAGAGUCGGACUCCCUGGUUCUUGUAAUGCCCUCAAACAAGUUGCGUUGGUGCUGAAUCUCAGAGCCCUUUUUUUUUUUUUUCUGUUUUACAGAACCAGCUUGUAUCGUUUUUGAAAGCAAAACUCUUUGAAAAUAGUUGUUGUAGAAAUAAGCUUUGUAAGGCAGCUUGUUACCCAGCUUGAAAUCCCAGGGUAAACCAGAUGAUAAUCUGGGACAGUGUGGGUGAUGAAGCUGUCAACCCAAAAUUGUUUGUUGUUCUGUGAUCAUUUUAAUAGAGAAGGACUAUGAAUCCCUCACUGUGUGCAGUCUCUAGACUGUAAUGUUCCCAGUUUACCCAAAGUUACGCCCCUGCUGACAACACACUGGAUACUUGUAUAUAUGUUUAGUUUGUUUCUGAUGCAUUUCUCCUUUCAGACUGUUGUCUCCAUAGUUUGACACUAGAAUCUCUCCUUCUUGCCUUUCCCCAUAUAAAUCUGAUUACCUGAUGGUGGGUUGUGAUGUUGCCUAGAAUGAUUGUUUACAAUUUUAUUCCAUUUAUCUCUGGAUAUUCUGUAAAUAUUGUAAUUCAUUGUCUUUUUUUA